UUUUUGCUCCUCAGAGAAAGUGGGAGGAGGAAAAGGGAGGUGGCAGAGCUCCAAGAGUUUGGAAGUUUGUCCCAUCCCAGCCUUGAACUGAGCACCACAGCUCUUCUGGUUUGAGACCGGCAGGCUGUCUGUCUCUCUGCGUCUCAACCAUUUCCCCCAUUCAACCUAGACCCCUCUUUCAGUGCAUCUCCUAUCAGUGACUUGAUCACUGCCUUGUUCAGCCGCCUUCCUUCGGGAGGAGCUGGAAAAGCCAGCGAAGGGAACUUAUCAGGAGGAUAAUGACCAAAAGUCCAACUUGUAGUCAUUUUACAUAACAGAUUUAUUUUUCUUCAAAAACAAUUAACAGUGGAGUACAGCUACUUCAGUUCAGGGUGUCCUCUUCGUUUCCUCUGAAGAUGAGGAGGCAUCGGCUGCUACCGCUGUGUGCCCUUCUGGGCGUCCUCUUCGGAGGACUCCUGCCUAAACUUGAUGCUCAGGAUGCACUCUCUUCUGAAGAUUGUGCACAAGGGUUGGCAGCUGAUGUAUACUUUCUAGUGGAUUCAUCCUGGAGUAUUGGAGAAGACAACUUUGAUCAUAUCAGACAAUUUUUGUACAGCGUGAUACAAUCGCUGCACCAGGCUGGAGGAAAAAGGUUUAAAUUUGCCCUUGUGCAGUACAAUAACAGGCCCCAAACUGAGUUCCAGCUCAACAGCUACCCAACAACACAGGGGGUCCUGGCACACAUCAAGGACAUGUCUUACCGUGGUGGGGGGACCCGGACUGGCCUGGGCCUGGAUUUCCUGAUACGUGCUCACAUGACCACUGCUUCAGGCAGCCGUGCUGUUGACGGUGUGGCUCAAGUGGUGGUGGUGCUAACAGAUGGGCGCUCUCAGGAUGACGUGGCCGAACCAGCUCAGGUGCUGCGGCUGGCGGGCGUGAAGAUUUUUGCAGUCGGAGUUCAGGAUGCGGUGGACGCCGAGCUCAGGGAGAUGGCUAGCCAGCCUCAUGAGACCCAUGUGUUCAGAGUAGACUCUUUCCUGAUUUUGAAGGAUAUAAUCCAAGAUUUAGUAGUGGGGCUUUGCAGUUCAGUGACCCAAUAUGGGGCUACUCCUCUGUCAAAUGAGGACCCUGUGGCUGGAGGAGGGUCAGCACAAGAUUCAGCUGACCUAAUACUCUUAAUUGAUGGAUCACAGAACGUUGGAGCAGCAAACUUCCCCUUUGUGCGUGAAUUGGUUUUGAGAAUCAUUGAGCGCCUUGAUGUGGGCAGGGACACAGUUCGGGUGGCCUUGGCCCUGUACACCACCGACCCAGAAAUAAAGUUCUAUCUAAAUAGCUAUGACAGCAAAUCUUCGGUCCUGGAUGCUGUGAAGGGCCUCGCCUACCCAGGUGGUGAUGUCUCUAACCUGGGGGCUGCCUUGGAAGAAGUGGCUGAGAGCCUUUUGAGUGAAUCGUCUGGGGGCAGGGCAGACGAGGGUGUGCCCCAAAUGUUGGUGGUUAUCAGUGCUGGGCCAUCUGCUGAUGAUACUGGUGCCGGUGACCGGGCUCUUAAGAGGGCCAGUGUUAUCACAUUCACUGUGCCGAUUGGUGACGCUGCCACCGCAGAUCUGGAAGCAAUUGCUACAGAUAAAGAUUUUGUCCUGGCAGCCCCUGAUUUCAGAGCACUUGCAAGCAUGGGUGAUCAGCUGUUCCAAUACCUUAAUGGGGUGACCCAGCGCUCCUUUAUAGUUCUAAAUGAGUUCACAGAAGCUGGAAAAUUGCCAGUUGGAAAACGAGAUAUUAUUUUCCUGAUCGACAGUACAAUGGGAUCAACAAACAUCAAUGCUGUUCGUGAGUUCAUCAAACGGUUUGUCGACAGAAGAUCAAUUGGUCCAGACGAGGUUCAAGUGGGUAUUGCCCAGUUCAGCAAUGUUCAGAAAAUCGAGAUGGAUCUCAACACCCAUGGAAGCAGUGAGACAUUAAUUGCUAGUUUGGGUGCUAUCAAACCCAGAGCAGGACAGGUUGUCGACAUUGGAGCUGCCUUGGAUUAUGUCCGUGGGAAUAUGCUGCGGCCUGAGAAGGGCAGUCGUAUUCAACAGGGAGUGCCACAGCUUUUAUUGUUGUUGACCAGUAAAUCAUCCCGGGACAGUGUUGACCAACCUGUAAGAGCCCUUCAUGAAAUGGGUGUGUUGACACUGGCUGCAGGCGUCAAGACUGCCUCCGAGCAGGAGCUGAAGAAGAUUGCCUUUGCUGAAAACCUUGCAUAUACAUACAAGGACUUCCGUGGAAUUUUACGUGACCCAACAGCAAUCAAUGAUGCACUGUCUACUCUAGCUGGGGUGGUUGUGACUGAAAGGCCCACUGAGCCAGUGGUGGAGAUCACUACAGUGGAAACCCAAAAAGUAGUCCGAGACAUCAUCUUUCUUGUUGAUGGCUCCAACUACAUUGGCAGCAGUAACUUUCCCCAAGUGAGAGACUUCAUGAUUAAUGUGGUCAACCAGCUGGAUGUACGUCCUGAUAGGGUCCGAAUUGGUCUGUUGCAGUAUGCUGAGCGUCCAAAAGUAGAAUUCUACCUGAAUACCUUCGACAACAGACAAGAUGUUGUGAAUAGGAUCUCUGAGCUGAGGCUAAUUGGAGGUUCAGUUCUGAACACAGGAGCAGCCAUGAAUUAUUCCAAGGUCCACAUGUUCCGGUACCCUGUGGGGUCACGCAGGACGCAGGGAGUCCAGCAGGUGUUGGUUCUGAUCACAGGCGGUCCAGCCCAAGAUGAAGUCAGCUCCGUGGCUGAUAGUUUGGCUCUGGGCGGUAUUUUGACUUUUACAGUCAGUUCUGGACAAGCAGAAGAGGGUCCGUUGCAGUCAGUUGCAUUUGUUCCAGAAUUGGCUUACUAUAGACCAAGUUUCUCUGAUUUACCAGCUCUGGCAGAAGAAAUCAUGCCAAAGUUGAUAACAGUGGUUGGCGAUACAGAUGUGGCAAUAGCCGGUGCAGAAAGGGAUGUUGCCUUCCUUAUUGAUGGCACUGAUGGUGUCCGAAGGGAUUUUGACUACAUUCGGGAUUUUAUCAUUAAAGUGAUUGAGCCACUUGACAUUGGGACUGACAAGGUACGGAUUUCAGUGGUUCAACACAGUGAACGGCCAACACCAAGUUUCUACCUUAAUAGUUAUUCAACCAAAGAUGAGGUGAAGAGAGCGGUCAGUAGCCUGACAGCAGUUGGCGGACGUACCUUGAACACAGGUGCUGCUCUCAAAUUCAUGAAGGACACCAUCUUUUCUGAAAGACAGGGCAGCCGGGCUGCUCAAAAUGUCCCUCAAUUUCUGAUUGUUUUGGCUGGAGGAAGAUCCACGGAUAAUGUGAAAGAGUCGGCUGGUGCACUAAAGACUGAGGGAGUCGUACCAUUUGGUGUUGGUGUCAAAGAUGCGGAUCCGAAGCAGAUUCAGGCGAUUUCACACAACCCUUCAUUUGCCUUCACUGUGAAGGAAUUCAGUGAGCUCAGCACCAUCCCACAACGGCUCAAUAACUAUGUGAGCCUCCCGAAGGAAGAGUUGACGUAUGUACUACAGCAAGUGCAAAGUGGUGUUGUAAAAAGAGAUAUUGUGUUCCUACUGGAUGGCUCUGAUAACACCAGAAAUGGAUUUCCAGACAUAAAACUCUUUGUUAAGAAGAUAGUGGAGAGCUUCUAUAUCAGUGAGAGCCAAGACAGGGUGUCUGUGGUUCAGUUUGCUGAUAACCCUGAUGUCAACUUUUAUUUGAAUUCUCACAAAACAAAGACUGACACCAUAAAUGCCAUAGACAACUUAAGGCACAAAGGCGGGAGGCGCCUUAAUAUCGGCGAAGCUCUCCAGUUUGUGAGGCACAGUGUCUUCACAUCCUCCACGGGAAGUAGAAGACUAGAAGGAGUGCCCCAGAUUUUGAUUCUUCUUAGCAGCAAAGCCUCCACUGAUAACGUGAGAAGCCCAGCUUUCGCUCUGAAAGAGCAUGACAUUGUGUCAGUGGGGGUUGGAGUGGGAGAUGCCAACCUUUCAGAGUUGGAAAUGAUUGCAUUCAAACCUGGUUUUACAUACAAGGUCAAUGACUUCUCCGAGUUACCUUCAAUCCAAUCAACACUUGUUGACACGCUGAACAUAAAGACAGACACUGGAAAAACAGUGAAUGGAAUUUCUGAUUUAGUAGUUGAACUAGAGUCACCUCAAAGAGACAUAGUGUUUCUGUUGGAUGGGUCAGACGAAACACAGAGCGACUUCUCAGCAAUGAAAAGUUUUGUCCAGCAAAUAGUAGAAGCGCUCAGUGUUGGUGAGAACAAGGAUCGUGUUUCUGUGGUUCAAUACAGCAAAGAUCCACAGACACAUUUCAAUAUGAAUGCCUACACGGAAAAAGAAGAUGUUCUUAAUGCAGUACAACAGUUGAACCAUAAAGGGGGCAGCACUCGUAACACAGGAGCGGCCCUCGACUAUGUGAGGAAUAAUGCUUUUGCUGACUCCUCAGGGAGUCGACAUCAGGAUGGUGUCCCCCAGAUAUUGAUUCUUUUAAGUGGCGGAAGAUCUCAAGAUGAUGUUGCAAGAGCCUCUGCUGCCCUAAAACAAGAAAAUGUUGUUGCUUUUGGUGUAGGUACAAGAAAUGCGGACAUACUUGAGCUCCAAAUGAUUGCAAAUAAUCCUUCCUAUGCCUUCUCUGUGCUUCGAUUUGAUACUGGUAGCAUCAAUCAACAACUUGUGUCAUUUGUGAAAAGGGUGCCUCCACAGCAGCUAGGAAUAAAAACUCAGAGUGCUUUCGAUUCCACAGGUGAAAGUAAAUCCAGUCAACAUGAUGUUGUGUUUUUACUCGACUCCUCUGAUGAAAUGCAGAAUGACUUUCAGGCAAUGCUUCACUUUGUUGAGGCAAUAGUGGAAAAACUCAAUGUGGAUGAGAAAGACCGUGUUUCAGUGGUGCAGUACAGCAGAGAACCUACAGUUGAGUUUUUCCUGAACACAUAUGAAACACAGCAGAACGUUGCUGACAGUGUUCGGAGACUGAAACUUAAAGGAGGCAGGCCCCUCAAUACUGGAGCUGCUCUUCAGUAUGUCAUCCAGAAUGUUUUCACAACUUCUGCUGGAAGUAGGCACGAACAGGGUGUGCCUCAGAUUUUAAUUCUUUUGACUGGAGGACGGUCAAGUGAUGAUGUCAGAAGUGUGGCAGAAAACCUGAAAGAAAUUGGUGUAAUGGCCUUUGUGGUGGGACUGAAGGAUGCUGACAUCCUUGAGAUUCAGUCUAUUUCACAUGAAGCCAGUCGUGCUUUCUUUGCGGCAGAUUCCAGUGAACUGUUAGGCAUUGAGCAACAACUAACUGCUGCCAUCAAGAAGGACAAAAAGCCUUCUAUCACACCAGCAUCAUACGAUCCCAAGAAAAGAGACAUAGUUUUUUUGCUUGAUGGUUCUGAUGAUUCUCAGCAAAGAUUCACAGAUUUUAUAGACUUUGUCCAGAUAAUAGUGACAGACCUAAACAUUGAUGCAACUGAAGACCGCGUGGCUGUGUUCCAGUACAGCAACACUGCAGACGUUCAUUUUAACUUGGGAAGUUACUCAACAAGUAAUGAUGUCCUUGAAGCGAUAAGCAGUCUGAGUCACAAAGGAGGUUAUCCCCCCAACAUUGGAGCUGCUCUCCAGUAUGUGAGGGACCAUGCUUUUACUCCAGAUUCUGGAAGUAGACUCCUAGAGGGAGUUCCACAGGUCCUCAUACUACUGAGUAAUGGACGAUCUGGAGAUGACAUAAGAACCCCACUCAGACUACUGAAGGAAAUUGGUGUCAUUUCACUUGCUAUUGGAACAGCUGAUGCUGACACCUUAGAGCUUCAGACAGUAUCUCAUGAACCGAAAUAUGCACUUAAAAUGACUGAUUAUGAAGAACUUCGUACUGCUAAGCAGGAUGUGUUGUCAUUUUUGAAAGAGGCACAUGGCCAUGGAAAGCAAACUCCCCUCACUGCAAACUUUGAUUCUAAUAAACAUGACGUAGCAUUUCUCAUUGAUGGAUCCUAUGACUCACGAAAUGGGUUUGAAGACAUACGAGACUUUAUUGAAAAAACUGUUGAAAGUUUAAAUCUUGGAAACAACAGAGAUCAAGUGGCAGUUAUUCAAUACAGCCGUGAUGCCACAGCUAAUUUCUACUUGAAUUCCUAUUCAUCUAAGAAUGAUGUGCUCAAUUCCAUCAGAACAAUGAAUCAUAAGUUGGGACGACCUCUCAACAUUGGAAGAGCACUGGAAUUUGUCAAAGACAAUGUCUUUGCUGCUGCAGUUGGAGGCAGAAGAGAAGACUUGGUUCCUCAAUAUCUGUAUCUAUUUAGUGGUGGAAGAUCAGGAGAUGAUGUAAGAGGACCAGCACAGGCACUUAAGGACAAUGGCAUAAAAACUUUGGUUAUUGGAUCAAAGAAUGCUGAUACUUUGGAAAUGCAAACCAUCUCGUACACACCUGCAUAUUAUUUUUCUGUCACAAACUUUAACAAUCUACAAGGCAUAUAUCCAUUGGUGGAAGCCACAUUCAAGGGCAUUCAAGUAACAACUGAAUUUCCAAUUAUUACCGAUACGGUUCAGAACACCUCUGCAAAAGUGGAAAUUAAGAGUGCUGACAUUGUUUUUCUCCUUGAUGGAUCUGAUGAUAUGCAAUCAAGUGAAAGUCAAAUUUUGGAGUUUGUCAAAGAUUUUGUCAAGCAAAUAGAAAUUGGGCCAAGAGAUGUACAAGUUGCAUUGGUCCAGUACAGUACAGAGCCCACUACUGAUUUUCUUCUGAACAAAUACUCAGUAAAAGAAGAUGUCUUGAGUCAUUUGAACAAUGUAAAAUUAAACGGAGGACUCGAAGUAAAAACAGGUGUUGCCCUCAGUUAUGUGGAAAACAACGUCUUCACUGUUUCAUCUGGGAGCCGGGCUGGGCAGGGAGUCCCACAGAUACUAAUCCUUUUAAGUGGAAGAAAGUCUGAAGAUGAUGUAUUAGGUCCAGCUGAGAGGCUGAAAAAUGCUGGAAUUGAACUUUUUGGUGUUGGGAUGAAUAAUGUGGAUAGGUUGGAGAUGGAGCAAUUGGCUCCUAACGAGGAGUAUUUCAUCAAAGAAAUUUCUGACUUCCCUCUUGUGAGAGAAAAGUUGCUCUCAGCCAUUGCCUCUGUCAAAGGCCCAUACAGUCGGGGAGUAGGUUCAGGCUCCAGCAUGAACAGAGAUGUUGUAUUUCUCAUUGACGGAUCAGAUGAUGUCAGGAGUAGAUUCAGUCCUGUACGUGACUUUGUUGCAAAAAUGGUUGACAGCCUUGACCUGGACACGCAAAAAGAUAAAGUCGCUGUUGUACAGUACAGCAACAAUGCUGAACUCAGUUUUAGUCUGAAUUCUUACAACACAAGAGAUGAUGUUCAGAAGCACAUUGCAAGCCUAAAACUGAAAGGUGGAAGACCUCAGUAUAUUGGAGCAGCACUGCAGUUUGUAAAAGAUAACGUUCUUGUUUCAAAAGCUGGAAGCCGGCAAAAUGAAGGGGCCAAGCAAAUACUUAUUAUAUUGGCUAAUGGAAGGUCUAGGGAUUCUCCACGAGGUCCAGCAAGUAUGCUCAAAGCUGCAGGAGUUACUGUAUUUACAAUUGGAUCAAGGAUGUCAAAUUCGGCAGAGAUGCAAGUCAUUUCUUCUGGCCUGGAUUACUCUUACGCAGUCCCUGACUUUGGAAAUCUCCCACGCAUUCAACAGAGGCUAAUGCGUCAACUAAGUGAAUUAGUUGUUCAGAAGGAGACUGACAAAAUAGUGAGACAACCACAAGGAAAGGAUUAUGUGUUCUUGCUGGAUGGAUCCGAUGGUAGUAGAACUGGAUUCUCUGCUAUGAGGGACUUUGUUCAAGCAGUAGUGGAGAGACUGAGUGUGGAUGACAACAGAGACCGCGUCUCAGUUGUUCAGUACAGCAGAGAUCCAGCUGUCCAGUUCUACCUGAACACAUACGCGACAAAAGGCCAGAUCCUUGACACUGUCAGAGGUUUGAGGCACAAAGGCGGAAGACCCCUCAACACUGGUGUAGCUCUCCAGUACUUGAGGGACAACGUCUUCACGGCCUCUGCUGGAAGCAGGCGUCUGGAAGGAGUGCCACAGAUCCUAAUAUUGCUAAGUGGUGGAAGAUCUUUUGACAGCGUUGACGCACCAGCCUCUGCUCUCAAACAGCUGGGUGUCUUGACUUUUGCAAUUGGAACCAGAGGCUCUGAUGUGAGGGAACUGCAGAAGAUAUCCCACGACCCCACUAAUGUGGUGUCUGUGUCUGAAUUCACCGACCUUCCUGGUGUCCAACAGCAAAUUAUGUCCGCCGUGGAAGCUGUGGUCAUUGACGAGACCGUGGAACCACCAACUGUACUUGUUGAAACUGCCAAAAAGGAUGUUGUAUUCCUUCUGGAUGGUUCUGAUAGCACUAGGAAUGGCUUCCCUGCCAUGCGUGAGUUUGUUGAGACAGUGGUGGAUAAACUCAAUGUGGGAGAAAACAAGGACCGCGUCUCUGUGGUCCAGUACAGCAGAGAAGCAGAGGUCAACUUCUAUCUGAACACACUUAAGACAAAAGAGGAUGUUGUGGAUUCGGUCAGAGGGCUUAGACACAAAGGAGGAAGACCCCUCAACACCGGGGCUGCCCUCCAAUACGUCAGAGACAACGUCUUUACAAACUCCUCCGGAAGUAGGCGCUAUCAAGGAGUUCCACAGAUGUUGAUCCUGCUAACUGGGGGGAGAUCUUUUGACAAUGUAGACACCCCAGCCUCUGCUCUCAAGCAGCAGGGCAUCUUUGUGGUUAGCAUUGGAACAAGGAACUCUGACAGUAGAGAGCUGCAGAAGAUAUCCCAUGAGCCGAGUUACGCUCUAUCAGUGUCUGAGUUCUCUGACCUCCCAGGUGUCCAAGAACAGCUGUCCUCAGUAAUGAGCACAGCUCUAGUGAGGGCCACGCCCGUAACACCAACAGUGACUGUUGUGAAAAAACCACAAGGAAAGGAUUAUGUGUUCUUGCUGGAUGGAUCCGAUGGUAGUAGAACUGGAUUCUCUGCUAUGAGGGACUUUGUUCAAGCAGUAGUGGAGAGACUGAGUGUGGAUGACAACAGAGACCGCGUCUCAGUUGUUCAGUACAGCAGAGAUCCAGCUGUCCAGUUCUACCUGAACACAUACGCGACAAAAGGCCAGAUCCUUGACACUGUCAGAGGUUUGAGGCACAAAGGCGGAAGACCCCUCAACACUGGUGUAGCUCUCCAGUACUUGAGGGACAACGUCUUCACGGCCUCUGCUGGAAGCAGGCGUCUGGAAGGAGUGCCACAGAUCCUAAUAUUGCUAAGUGGUGGAAGAUCUUUUGACAGCGUUGACGCACCAGCCUCUGCUCUCAAACAGCUGGGUGUCUUGACUUUUGCAAUUGGAACCAGAGGCUCUGAUGUGAGGGAACUGCAGAAGAUAUCCCACGACCCCACUAAUGUGGUGUCUGUGUCUGAAUUCACCGACCUUCCUGGUGUCCAACAGCAAAUUAUGUCCGCCGUGGAAGCUGUGGUCAUUGACGAGACCGUGGAACCACCAACUGUACUUGUUGAAACUGCCAAAAAGGAUGUUGUAUUCCUUCUGGAUGGUUCUGAUAGCACUAGGAAUGGCUUCCCUGCCAUGCGUGAGUUUGUUGAGACAGUGGUGGAUAAACUCAAUGUGGGAGAAAACAAGGACCGCGUCUCUGUGGUCCAGUACAGCAGAGAAGCAGAGGUCAACUUCUAUCUGAACACACUUAAGACAAAAGAGGAUGUUGUGGAUUCGGUCAGAGGGCUUAGACACAAAGGAGGAAGACCCCUCAACACCGGGGCUGCCCUCCAAUACGUCAGAGACAACGUCUUUACAAACUCCUCCGGAAGUAGGCGCUAUCAAGGAGUUCCACAGAUGUUGAUCCUGCUAACUGGGGGAGAUCUUUUGACAAUGUAGACACCCCAGCCUCUGCUCUCAAGCAGCAGGGCAUCUUUGUGGUUAGCAUUGGAACAAGGAACUCUGACAGUAGAGAGCUGCAGAAGAUAUCCCAUGAGCCGAGUUACGCUCUAUCAGUGUCUGAGUUCUCUGACCUCCCAGGUGUCCAAGAACAGCUGUCCUCAGUAAUGAGCACAGCUCUAGUGAGGGCCACGCCCGUAACACCAACAGUGACUGGUAAGAAAGCCAUGUGUUUUCACCUUUCAAGAUCAUGAUAGAACACAGCAUGAACUGUAUAAAAGUGUCCUUUUCAAAGUCUACAUCAGCCAGAGCAGGUUUAAGAAACAAUUACUGUCAUUGUGAAUUGAUUGCAAUGUUUGAGGUUAGUUUCCACUGUCUGACUUUGCCUUGGGAAGUAGUUGACGACU
Molecule: messenger RNA, 10273 nt
Organism: Mugil cephalus (flathead mullet)
Lineage: Eukaryota; Metazoa; Chordata; Actinopteri; Mugiliformes; Mugilidae
Product: collagen alpha-3(VI) chain-like
Exons: 18
Coding region: 396-9866 (3156 amino acids)
Source: RefSeq, a predicted model, not a curated record